Molecule: messenger RNA, 4756 nt
Organism: Lytechinus pictus (painted urchin)
Lineage: Eukaryota; Metazoa; Echinodermata; Echinoidea; Temnopleuroida; Toxopneustidae
Product: REST corepressor 1-like
Exons: 12
Coding region: 181-1821 (546 amino acids)
Biological process (GO): regulation of transcription by RNA polymerase II; negative regulation of DNA-templated transcription
Cellular component (GO): transcription regulator complex; histone deacetylase complex
Molecular function (GO): transcription corepressor activity
Source: RefSeq, a predicted model, not a curated record
GCCGUGUGUGUGCACGUAAUAGACAAAGCGUUGCAAAGAACGAAUCGGAGCUGUACGCCGACUCUCGAGCCCCAGCCAGCGUUUCCGAGCAUUAAAUUUACUCUUUUUAAAAUCGUAAAAUUUCAAAGUUUAAUCAGGGGCGUUACAUGUGGGUUGUAUUGGACGGAUUUCUAAAUCAAUAUGGGGGUAGUAGACAAGAAUAGCAAUUCCAGCUCUGAACAUAAUCAUCGUUCUAAUGGAUCGAAUUCCGGGGGUGCCAACUCUAAUGGCCAUCCAUCAGAGGAAAGCGGGACCAGCAGCUCUGGAGAAGAUGAUAAUGAGCCUGGAAUGCGUGUUGGUUCUGAAUACCAAGCCAUUGUUCCAGAACUUCAACCUGAUGUUCCUGUUGGGCGCCGUGGAGACAGCAGACCAGAGGCUUUACUUGUAUGGACUCCAAGUCAGGAAAUUUCUGAUCCAAAAUUGGAUGAGUACAUCAGCGUGGCCAAGGAGAAGUUUGGUUACAACACCGAGCAGGCUUUGGGCAUGCUCUUCUGGCACAAGCACAGUGUUGAGAAGUCUCUAGCUGACCUUCCAAACUUUACACCGUUCCCUGAUGAGUGGACCGUGGAAGACAGAGUUCUCUUUGAACAAGCAUUCAGCUUCCAUGGAAAGAGUUUCCACCGCAUCAGGCAAAUGUUGCCUGACAAGUCCAUUAGCAGCCUGGUGAGAUAUUAUUACCAAUGGAAGAAGACACGAACACGUACCAGUCUCAUGGACAAAAAGAUCGUCAAAUCAUCAGCUCCUACUACUCAGAAAGAAGGAAGUGGAGAAGAAGAGCCUCCUAAAGAAGAGGAACCAGUUGAGAGCAUGGAGACCGACAAAACUGAAGCAGCAAAGGAUGGAGCGACGACAAGUAAAAGUGUGUGUGGUAAUUGUGCUAGUUCGGUCAGUCAACUUCAUACUACACCUAAAGGACAGCUAUGUCAUCCGUGCUACAGCUACUGGAGGCGUACUGGUGUCAUGCGUACCCACGUGGGCCCGGUGAGAAACGAGAUCCAGACUCACCAUCGUCAUCAUCCUAUGAGGAUGAAGAAGAAACCCCCGCGAGGGAUGUACGUAGAUCGUGAUGACCUCCUUUCUAUGGCAACCACUCAGGCUGAUGCCAUCUUUAAGGGCUUGGAUGCAGACAUUGUUAAUCUCAAAAGACAGCUCCAAAAUAACAAACAAUUGGUUGGUCAACAGAAGGAGAAGAUGAUAGAUGUUGAUAGCUUUCGUCCUCCUGAGCCAGCUCAGAGAAACAAAUCAAGCUGGACCAAUGAUGAACAACUACUUGCUGUACAAGCUUUAAGGAAGUACGGUCAAGACUUUGAAGCAGUGGCUGAUGUGAUUGGUAAUAAGAAUGCUGCACAGUGUCGUGCCUUUAUGGUGACCUUCAGAAGACGAUUUAACCUUGACAAAGUUCUUGAAGAGUAUGAAGCAGAGAAGAAAGCAAGAGGAGACACUAGUGAGCCACCUGUAAGUAGUGCUACCAGUACACCAUUGGCCACUGCUCCCCUGGCUGUUCCAGUCAUCGCUAGUGCCCCACCCCCUCUGCAUAGACCAACGGCAGCACCAGCUCCCGUUGUCACUCAGUCACCCCAAUCACAGAAACCUCCACCUCUACAAACACAACAGCCAAGAUUCCUUCACCCUCGAAGUGCCCUCCAGCAGCCCCCACCACUUAGACCCAGCACAGCAGCAUCCGGUCCCCUGGCCCGCUCUAGACCGCCCAUCAUGGGCCCCUUAUCAGGGCAUCCCCCUACCAUAGGAGCUGCUACGCAAAGGGAGCCAUCACCACAAUAGAUUUGCCUCAUCAUGCACCAGUACCAUGUCAUAGGAGGCUACAACCUAGCUUCAUCCACUAGAAUGAACACUUUUGUCUUACAAAAUUCAAGAAAUAUAAUAUAUCCAUUCAUCUAAUUGAUAUAAGUCGUUUAUGAUACAUCAAAACCUAUAGCUCCUUUUUUUGUUUAAUUUCCAUUUACUUUACCAUACAACCUCCUCUUGAAAAACUCAAUUCAUUUUUUUUUUUUUAAUUUCCAUUCACUUUACCAUACAACCUCCUCUUGAAAAACUCAAUUCAUUUUCAAAUGUUUAAGCACUGAUUUAGUUUGUGACUAGUAGCAAAUAAUAUGAUCAAGUUUUAAUAGAUUAAUGGAUGAGACUGAAUUCCCAAACAAGUUUAAGAACAAUGACACAUAGAACAACAUUAGCUUGUGAGAAUCAAAAUGAAGUGCCAUAGUUCUGAUUAUGCAAGGUGUGCUAUUUUACUCUAUGUCCUUUGAAAAAAUUUGAUAUUUCAAUUUUGAAAGUACAAAUCGAGGAAAGCAAGUGGACGACUUGGCUGUAAUUGUACUGGAAACGAAUCCAAGACUUGGCCGUAAAACUUGCAGAAAUUGAAAAACCAGGUACUGCUUAAAUUAUGAUGGAAUGAAUAAGAUGUAUCAUUUGUAGCUCCUUUCACAAGUUAUCUCAGGCAUAGAUAGUAUUCAGAUUAUUCUGUUUUCUUGCAAGUUUGUCAUCUUUUCAAUGUGACUUUUCAAGCUUAAUAGUCAUGAUAUAUAACUCAUGUCAAUGCACGUGUUGCCUAUUGUGAUUAUUUCACUAGUUUGCAUAUUUUUUUUAUCUGUUUGACAUUGAUUUUAUAAUGGAUACUUUCUUUGUUCCCAUUGUUCAUCCUACCUACUGACUUUAUGAAAAUAUUGUUGAUGUUGUUGCAAUGUGUUAAAGGAUUGCUUUGUAAUAUGUUUUUUUUUUUUUUUUUUUUUUUUUUAUUUGGAAUUUAAUUUAUUUUUCAAAAGCAUUACGAAUAGUAAGGUAAAUGUCAGAUUGUAAAUAGUAAAAUUACCUUAAUUUAUGAAAUGCUGAAAUAUAUGUUGAUGUUGAGCAAUUGAAACAAGACUUUGGGUUUCAGUUUUAACUGUAAAUCCAAGGUAGACAUUUAAAAAGCUGCAGAUGAAGUCUAGAAAUAGACAAGUGUUUCAUUCACAUUUGUAGAUAUCAGUCCUAUGUAAACAUUUGUACUUUUCAUAUUGAUACUUUGUACAAUUAUAUUGAGGAAACUAUAGAUGGAAACAUUUUUGAGAACUAUGAAUAGUGUAUUUGGAAUAGGUAGUAAAGUAACAGGAAACGGUGAGAAAAAAUAGGGUGAUUACAUUUUCCACAGGAUUUUGAUGUGGAAAUUGAAAUAUUGUCACCAAAAUUUGUGUUGAAAUUUAUGUCAGGUAGUGAUUUCCUGAAACAACUUUUGGGCAAUUCCACUGUGGAAAACAAUUAAUCCUUACUGUACUCAGUGUAUUGGGCCUAUUUUUGAUCUCCCUGCUGAUUGAGGCCCCCCUCCCAUCCCUGUCAUCUCAGCCGCUCAGUAUGUGUUCGCAAAAUAAAAUUUGCACAAAUACCAUUGACAACAUAGUCUCAAAUUAUAUGGUCAAUUUUCCUAAAAUUAAUUUUGCUUUGAAACUCAUAAUUUGUAGUGUAAAUGCCCCUUGAAGGAAUCUAAUGAUAUAUAUUUUUUAUUGGGGUAUGUGUCAAUGAAAUUUAUAGGCAACACUAUUUUGAUAAUAACCAGCAUUAAGAUAUUCAUGCAUUUAUAACUUUUAGCAUGAAACACAUUUGCAUUGGAUUUGCACAUGCAAUCGCAUCUUCAAGCAACUUUUGGCAUGGCGAACAACUAGAAAAUUAUCUCAAAAUGCCUUGAGGUUUGCAUUGUGCGUUGCUGACAUAUUAUAGGAGCCCCCUCUCCCCAUUACUCAACAAGCUUAUAAUACAAUAUGAAUCCUAAUAGUCUUAGUUUGAUUUUAGAAUAUAUUUUUCAUUCUGGUAUUUUUGUAUCCAAGUUAGUAAAUGAAAUACAUUGCCCAUGUGGAAUUGCCUUUGGAUAUGAGAGAAAAAUCAUUUAAACACUGCUUGUUAGGAGACUUUUUUUUUGCAUCUGCCAAACCAGCAGAAACUGGAGAGACAGAUAAAUGAAAGUUUGAAGAGUUGAAACACUAUACCUGUCUGCUAAUUAUUUAAUGUCAGGGAGAACAGUGACAACUCCUUACUAGCUGAAAUUUACCUGAUAGUUAUCUACUCACCAAUGGUCAUAGUUGAAUGGUCUCAAAGAGGCUGCAAGAUUGGUGGACUGGUUAAAUUCUUCAGCACAGUUCUUGUAAAUAUAUAGAUUAUUUUAUACAAAUUCUUGUCUUCAAAAUGAAAAAGGGUAUUUACAAAGUAAAUAGAUGCUCACCCAUUUUCACUUGAGUUUCUUAGUAUGUCUUUUAUAAUAACGUUUAAGGACACAUGUACAUAAAAGCACAAUAAUACUAAUUUGAAAUUACCUGAAGAAGUGAGCGAGUGCUGCAAAAUUUGGGGCUAUAUUCGGCUCUACUUACCAUUACCAGGUAGGUAAAUGAAUUAAACGACUACGUAUACACUAUUUUCCACCUCUCUUUCUAAAUGGGAGAUUUGUAACCUUUUUUAAGUGAAGAAUUUUGAUAUCAGAAUUUGGGUAGGCACUUAACUAUACCAUAAUAUAUUGUAGUAAUUUAUUGACUAGUUAUGUAAAUACGUGCACAAUGAUGGAGGCAUAGUGUGAGGGGAAUUGUGUUUUCUCCUGCCAAUAUGAGCAUUCAUUGUUACAAUGUCUUAUACUGUUAAUUAACCCAGGUUUCAUUUAUGAAUGUGAUGCGUUUCUUCUACACAUUUUUUGUAUAUUAUAUAUACUGUUAUUGUAAGAAAAAAGCCUGUUCCAUCAUUA